This is a messenger RNA of Astrephomene gubernaculifera, 1694 nucleotides long. Lineage: Eukaryota; Viridiplantae; Chlorophyta; Chlorophyceae; Chlamydomonadales; Astrephomenaceae. The record is from the annotation of a GenBank genome assembly.
CUUCAUGCGCUUAUACGUUGCAGGCAUACUCGCAGUAAGGGUAUAGGAGACCCAAAUCGCGCGUUUCAGCUUACUUGCAUGGCAAGGGCUGCUUCCAGCCGAGCGAUUGCGGCCUUCUGGUAUCCUUCGAGGCACCAGACAGCAGCGCAACUGCGUUUAGGCACACCAUAGCAGUACUAUCCUACCUUGUUAACGAUGUCCUACCAGGCUAAAGUGCCGCUUCCGCGUGAGGUGCCAGCUGGCGCAAUCUUUGGUCGUCAGGGCCGCAACGUCCGCUGGCUGCAAACCCAGGCGGGCCCAGGAACGCGCAUCUUUGUUGACCCAAACGGCAUCACCAUUAAUGCCACAUCUAGGCAAUCGCUGGAGCGGGCUGUGAUCCUCUUGCGCAAGCAACUGCAAGCGAACAUCGCAAUGGGCAGUCAAGCCUACCCUCACCCUGCGCGUGUGGACUUUGUGUUGCUAGGGAGCGCGAAGGGCGCGGAUGACAACGUGCGGUUCGUUGCAAGGCACGGCGACGAGGUUGCACGGCAAACCGGCCGGCGGGAGCAGCUCUUCUCCCUGGCGCCUAGCUGCAUCCCCCAAGGCGACACCGGGAGCACCACCCUGGAUGUUGGCACCAACAUCCAUGAAUGCGGCUACAUUUUCACAUCCAACUGCAACCGCCGUACGACAGGUGCCUCCCAUGCUGCCAUGGCAACAGCCGUUGAUCCAAAUGAGGGCCUGUCCAGCCAAGAGCAGCUGCUGCUGCGGGUGCACAACAGCGACUCCCUGGAGGCGGUGGCGGCUGCGCUGUCCGCCGCGGUGCACUCGGCAGCCGGGGUGCAGCCGCCGUUUGGGCUGCUCAAGCUGAGGUUUAACCUGGGCACGCAGUUCUUCUACAACCUGGGGGACUUGGAGCUGUGCGGCGCUGUCAGCCCCACCUGCCUCCAGGAUGUUGGCAGCUACGCGAAGGGAAAGGUGCGGUCGGUGUACGGCAACAGUGUGCCCGAGGCCACCGUACACCGCCUCAUCGCUCUGCUGACGGGGGAGCCGGCUGCUGCUGAGGCGGGUGCUGCGGGUACUGGUCCUGCUAACGCUGCUGCUGGCGCCGGCGGCAGCAGCGACAGCAGUGGCAAUGACAACAGCGGCGGCGGGAGCAGCGGUGGUGGCAGCGGAAUGGGGUUUGUACGGCUGGAUUCGGCGACAUCCGCCAUGCUUCACGUGAUCAACCAGGAGCUCAACGUGCACUACGCCAUUGUGUUGCAGCUGGGAGAGGGCGGCGACACCGACGUGCGACUGGAGCGCCUAGAGUCCUCUACCUCCAAGUUCCACUUCGUGAGCUUGCUGGCGGGGGGGCCGCUGGACCUGCGCGUCAAGAUGAUGGGGCAGCACCCGGACCUGCAGGACGCAACAGCGCGAGAGGUGGCGGACCACAUCGUGCGGAGGUGCCGGGAGGACGGCUUCACGGCCUUCCUGGCAGACCCCUCCAGCUACCUGCCCACGGGGCGGCACCUGUACUGCGAUACCGUACGCAAGAGGUGUCGUACAUUCUACACGGGGGUCAUCCAGGCGCCUGGCGGCUCCUCCUCCCACCCGGUCGAGGUGGUGGUGCAGCGGAUCCAGGAGGUGACUCAGCCCAACCAGCAGCCCUACACGCACAACAAGGGAGGCCUCUCCCCCCCCACGGCCCACAUUGAGGUGGGUGGUGCGCUGCC